AUAACAUUCAUUAUUCAAGUCCCCCUCCAUUUGCAAGGGCGACUUCCUUGCGACGAUAGGCUAUGGCACGCCACAGACUCCCGAAUAUUUUCUACAUCAUCCAGGCUACCGACCUUAGUAUUUCAACAUGGCUGCUGCUAGGCGCAUCUGCUCAAUGUCUCUUGCUCACCUUCUUGCCAAGAAAUAUAGCGGUUCUCCCUGCAAUAAUCUUCUUCCUUUACCGCAUCAUCCGUACCUUCCUCGUGGCCUCUGGGAGACUCCCCAACCCACUUGCAGAGGGCGUAAUUUAUGGCCGCACCACUGCGCAAUUUCCAUCUUCAGACGGUAGCAUCACCUCUAAUCGCUCCAGCUCCACUAUUGUCGUCCUCGUCCUCGGAUUCUCUACAACCCACGCCGCUGGCCGCUUCACCCCAGGCAGCAAAACCACAGGCCAGUACUUCACUCGUAUGUGGCGCCAAGCGGAAUCCAAGCGCGAAGAGUACGGAUACCUCGGAAACACGCCCGCCCUGACCGCUGAGCCCGAUACCAUUGAGCAGUAUGGGACUCGAACUGGGGACGAUAAGGGGGUGACGAUGGUGUGGAUUAGUUAUUGGAAGAGUUUGGAUGGGUUGCAUCAGUUUGCGCAUGAGGGCGCGCAUUUGAAGGGGUGGAGGUGGUGGGAGAAGGAAGGUGGGGAGAAGUUGCCGCAUGUUGGCGUUAUGCAUGAGGCGUAUGAGGUUCCGGCGGGGAAUUGGGAGAAUAUUUUUCAUAAUUUUAAGCCGUUUGCAAUCGGCAAUACAAAGUUUGCGUUAAAGCGACCCAGUACUGAACUUGAAGAAGCACAGGAGAAGGGGGAGACGGUCAAGUUUGUCAGUGGGCUCAGUGCAGUGCCAGCUAAGGCGAAGGAAUGGAAGAGCAUGGAGACUCGGAUGGGGAGGCCACUGGGUAGCGUGAGUGCGAAGAAGUGAAGAGCUAGGAGGAAGUCUCAGAUGUCCCCUGAGAACCGACUGAAUCGAAUAGACUGGCAGGUUUGAGUAUAAGUGGCCUCGGAAUCUGAAAACCGAAAUCCAACAAUUCAGUAGUGGUAUGGAAGGGCAGGUAAAUUCGAUAGACGGAGGUGAUCAAGGAGGGAAUGCAUUUCAUGUUUCUGUCAGACGGGCGAACGAGCUGGUAUAUAUGAGGGUAUUAUAGAUCGCACGGCUUCACUAGUGUCGGAGACGGCUUAGCCCAAUGAAAGACAUAACUGUCGCCUUU
This is a messenger RNA of Lindgomyces ingoldianus, 1233 nucleotides long. RefSeq lists its product as uncharacterized. The record is from RefSeq and is a predicted model, not a curated record. NCBI's taxonomy places the organism in Eukaryota, Fungi, Ascomycota, Dothideomycetes, Pleosporales, Lindgomycetaceae. Bases 63 to 947 code for a protein of 294 amino acids. The transcript has 2 exons.